AUAAUAAUAUUUUAUUUGAUAAUAAUAAUAAUUUUUGUAUCUCAUCCUAUUAUAUUAUUAAUUUAUAUUAUAUUAAUAACUAUAGUAUUAAUAUUAAUAAUAACAUUUUUGAUAAAAAGAAGAUGAUUUAGACUUAUUUUUAUAUUAAUAAUUUUAGGGGGUUUAUUAGUGUUAUUUAUUUAUAUAGCAUCCUUAUCUUCUAAUGAAUAUUUUUAUUUUUCAAAUAAGGGAUUAUUAGUUAUAUUAUUUUUUUUAUUAUGUUUUCCUAAUAUAAAAUUAUAUAAUAGUUAUAGAAUUAGACAUUUGAUAUUAAAUAAUUUUUUUAAUUCUUUUACUUUAAUUAUUAUAAUAAUAUUAAUAAUUUAUUUGAUAUUAUCUUUAAUCUUUAUUAUUGAAAUAAUUUCUUUUGUAAAUAUACCUUUACGGGUAAAAAUUUAA
Molecule: messenger RNA, 438 nt
Organism: Varroa destructor (honeybee mite)
Lineage: Eukaryota; Metazoa; Arthropoda; Arachnida; Mesostigmata; Varroidae
Source: the annotation of a RefSeq genome assembly